This is a messenger RNA of Apiotrichum porosum, 1389 nucleotides long. RefSeq lists its product as uncharacterized. The coding region runs from base 1 to 1389 and encodes 462 amino acids. NCBI's taxonomy places the organism in Eukaryota, Fungi, Basidiomycota, Tremellomycetes, Trichosporonales, Trichosporonaceae. The transcript is spliced from 2 exons. The record is from RefSeq and is a predicted model, not a curated record.
AUGCCGCCUCCUAUCACUUUCCUCGCCUUCCCACCUCUCCUCGCGCUGUACCCGUUGUCCUACGUGGUCUGGCUCGUCCGCACCUUGGCCCUUCCCAUCCGUGUCAAGACUCCCAAGCUUCUCAGUAAUGGCACACUGGUCGACCCCACUGCAACGGACCCACCGCUUGUCAAGCAUGUCGGCAGCGACCAGCUGCCCUUUUCCGAGGACGUGAUUGUGUGGCAGGCCCACCGUCUUGCCAUCUUCAGUUCUGACCCGGGUAGACCAUUCUACAAUCCGUUCACCAACGAGGGAGACGCAGCAACGGCGCCGCAUGCUCGUCUUAUGCUCUACGACCUCGACAAGCGUACUGUGCGCCAGCUGGAGAUUGGCAAUUGGCCAGAGGGGCGUACGCUGCACUCCCUCGGCCUCGGUCUCAAGGAGGAUGACAAUGGUGGUGCAAUCCUCGCAGUGGUCAACAUUGGGGCUGAUUUCACGGCGGUCGACAUGGUCCGCCUGGCUCCUCCAACUGAGCCCAACGACGGUGAUGGCCCAGCCCAUAUCACGGCCACCUACCUCCACUCGCUUGAGAACCCCAAGAUCACCACACCCAACGCGGUGGUCCCGCUCUCCGAAGACCAGGUUGUCGUGACCAACAGUUUUGGAUUCAGUCCCAAGACCCACAAGGUUCUCAACACUGUCGAAACGAUCCUCGCGAUCCCAGGAGGCAAAGUGUAUGCUCUUCGGAGAGCAGCCGGGUCGUUUCCAGGUAUCCAGUCAUCGUACGGCACGUUUGGCGCGCAGACCACGGCGACUUGCGAGCUCGUCGCCGAACGGUUCGCGUUGGCCAAUGGCAUCGCCGCGAGUCCAGACGGCCGCAUCCUCCUUGUUGCCGGAACCAACUCGGACGAUGUGAGCGUGUACGAUGUCGACCCGUCGGGUGCUGGCCCCGGCUCGGGGUCUGGUACCGGUGCGUUUGCGCCGCGCGUCCAUUUCCGCGAGACGCUUCCCGUCGGCUUCCUGCUCGACAACCUCCGCUACGUGCCCAAGGACGCCCAGGCCCAGCAGGCAGAGGGCUACACGUUCCUGGGUGCAGGCCACCCUGCCGGCCUGGACGUUCUCGCCGCGACAGAGUCAAAGGGCAAGAAACUCGCCGGCUCGCGCGUCGUCAAGAUUCACAUUCCUGUCCACCGCCCUCCGCCCUCGCUCUGGAGGUCAUUCACCAACGAGCUGUCGCGCUUGUUUACGCGGGUGCACAAGCGCGUCGAACUGGUGUUUGCCGACAGCGGCGAGCUGGUUAGCACCUCGGCGACGGCUGUGGCGUUUACGGGCAAGACGGGGACGGAGGUGCUGGUGACUGGUGUAUGGGACGGGCGUGGGCCAGUACACCUGACAAGCGUGGACGUUUAG